AUGGCCGGAUUUCUGAUUCCACCGUGGUACAAACCGUAUGAGCCAACGGAAGCCGACCUCAUCUUGGCGACCUUCGUCUGGGGCUUCACCUUUGCCCUUGCUAUAUGUGUAUUCGCCAAGGGGGUGAAGCAGACACACCGAUGCUUCCGACGUUGCCACUUCUGGAACCCCUAUAUCAUCAUGGUCUGGGUAGAGUGGGCAGCAUGCCUCGGUGUCGCUGCCAGCAGCUGGUUGUUUCUAAGAGUUCAUCCGCUAACCUACAUGGCCAAGCUCUACAUUGAGAUGAAUAUUGCCGAAUUCCUCGGUAAGAUCCUCAAGCAAUCCAAUCGUCGGCGCAGCUGCUUUCCCCUGUCGAAUGACUGCGGCACUCCCAAUACGUGUAAUGGUUGGCAGCCCGACCUCGAAGCGGCCGGCAACCCACACGACCACAUGUUCAACCGCGAAUGGCGGAACUCCAAGGACCAAUUCCACGUCAAGCAAUCUGGCGGGCAAAUGCACCCGCUGAACAUGGAUCUCUUGACGGGCGGGGAGAAUAGUCCUGAUCGUACAGACAUGUGGGGUGGGGUUCAUGGGGCUGUAUUGUACGACGUCCGCGCGGAAAAGAAGGACGAAGUAGGGGAACCAUCGACACCAAGCGAAGUUCACGUCAGAGAUCCGCCAUGGCCGACAGUGGAAGUUAAAAGGAGAUCGAGUAGUUCGGACGAGAUGAGACAUCCAAGACAAAAACGACCCCGGAUGCAGCGCGUAGAGACCUGUGCCGGCUACGACGAUGGGGACGACAACAGCGGAGAUACAACUGUGGAUGGGCGGCGUGCGAACCGUUGUCUUUCACAGGACUAUUCGAAUGCGAGGCGCAAGCGGGACAGUGGAGCCGAAACAGAGAUGGACACUGAUGCACUGAUGCAAGGAGCGGCCCAAGGGACAAAAACUUACAGUGACCAUGAAGAGGGAGGAUGA
Messenger RNA from Sordaria macrospora k-hell, 957 nucleotides. NCBI's taxonomy places the organism in Eukaryota, Fungi, Ascomycota, Sordariomycetes, Sordariales, Sordariaceae. The record is from RefSeq and is a predicted model, not a curated record.